Messenger RNA from Emiliania huxleyi CCMP1516, 510 nucleotides. RefSeq lists its product as hypothetical. Gene Ontology annotation, molecular function: ATP binding; protein kinase activity. The record is from RefSeq and is a predicted model, not a curated record. Gene Ontology annotation, biological process: protein phosphorylation. The transcript has 2 exons. Gene Ontology annotation, cellular component: plasma membrane. NCBI's taxonomy places the organism in Eukaryota, Haptophyta, Isochrysidales, Noelaerhabdaceae. The annotation marks the transcript as partial.
CUCGUCGUGAAGCGGGCAAAGUCGGGGCAGUCGGGCGGCUUGUCACGGGCGGAGCUCGAGGUGAAGCUUCUCAAGGCGGUGAGUCACCCGCACCUGCUGCCGCUGCUCGGCUACUGCCUCUCGCCCGACGGCGUCUGCCUCCUCUCGCCACUGAUGCGCGGCGGCUCGCUCGAGGCGCGGCUGCAGCCGCCGAGGCCGCUGACGUGGCGGCAGCGCGUUCGCAUUGCUUGCGAGGCGACCGAGGCGCUCGUCUACCUCCACUCGAAGGGCAUCGUGCACCGCGACGUCAAGCCGGACAACAUCCUGCUCGACGAGAAGCUGACCGCCGUCCUCGCCGACACGGGCUUCGCCAAGGACCAGCGUCCCGACGCGUCUGUCCGCUGCCGCUCGACUGCCCUCUACAUGUCCACUGGCUACCUCUGCCCCUCCAUCUCCAAGGGGGGCGAGUACUCACCAAAGACGGACGGCUACGCCAUCGGGAUCACCCUCCUCGUCUGUCUCACCAACCGG